This is a messenger RNA of Ilex paraguariensis (yerba mate), 657 nucleotides long. The record is from the annotation of a GenBank genome assembly. Lineage: Eukaryota; Viridiplantae; Streptophyta; Magnoliopsida; Aquifoliales; Aquifoliaceae.
AUGGCUCUUCUUGGCUGCUGUUUGUUGUUUGCUUAUGAUACGGUUAAGAAGCAUUUGACGCCUAAACCUGGAGAACAGCCCAAACUGCCCAUACCUGCAUCUCCAAUUGCAGGUGCUAUUGCUGGAAUUAGCUCUACUUUAUGCACCUACCCACUUGAGUUGCUCAAAACUCGACUAACCGUCCAGAGGGGUGAUUACAAGAAUCUUCUAGAUGCUUUUCUGAAAAUUGUGCAAGAAGAGGGACCUGCAGAGCUGUACCGGGGCCUUACCCCCAGUAUAAUUGGAGUAAUCCCAUACGCUGCCACCAAUUAUUUUGCUUAUGAUUCAUUGAGGAAAGGUUACAAGAAGGUUUUCGAUCUGGAGGAAAUUGGAAAUGUUGCAACCCUCUUAAUCGGAGCAGCAUCAGGUGCAAUUUCAAGUAGUGCAACUUUUCCUCUGGAGGUUGCUCGGAAACAUAUGCAAGCCGGUGCUAUCAAUGGAAGACAGUACGAGAACAUGCUUCAUGCCCUUGUAAGUAUACUUGAGAUGGAAGGUGUUCCUGGUCUAUACAAGGGUUUGGGACCAAGCUGCAUGAAAUUGGUCCCUGCUGCUGGAAUUUCUUUCAUGUGCUAUGAGGCGUGCAAGAAGAUACUGGUUGAGGAAGAAGAGGAUCCAUAA